AUGGUAGUGCCAUUUGUUAUACUUCUGUCAACCACCGGAAUGAAUAACGAUGUUGUAAAGUUGAAAAAGAAAAAAUUUAUCAAACAUGUUGUUACAAUAUCAGUUGCUAUCAGUAUACUAUUUGCAUUAAUCGUCGUUACUGGCGUUAUAUUAGCAUUUGAGUUGCCGCCAAGAAAUCAAAAAUUUCCACUCAAGAAAACUGAUACAGCAGACGAGAAAGAGAAUUGGAAACAUCAAGUGCAUGCUGUUUUUGCAGUAAAUUUAGUUGGCCCGAAAGAUAUGCGACUCAGGCGAUCUGCCGAAAAUAUUAAAAGAUAUACAUUGCAAGUGAUACGUUCACUGCUCUUCAAUUAUUAUGGUAGUGAUGCUCAAUUUGUCAUACAAACUUAUUCUGUUCCCGGGAAAACGACAAUUAGCGAUUUCUGCAAUGCAAUAUGUACAAUGCGAUAUAUCGAUCAGAUUGAUCAAGAUCAAGAAACUUUCAUCGCUGUUUGGCAAUAUUAUCGCUUUAGUUUGGGAAGAAAGCCAAGCCUUUAUAUUUUAUUUGUUGCCGAUCGCGCCUCUUACAGGGAUGAUGCUGUCUUCGAAAAGGAUAUGCUUGAAUCAAAUAAAAUAUUAGAAGAAACAAAACUUGCUAAUAAAACUGAAACAGUGUUUAUUAAUGAUGCAAAUACCUCUCAUUACUUCAUGUACAAUAAUAUUAUUAGCGAUGAAGGAAAUGUUUCUGAAACAGCUAAUUUAAUUAACGAUAAAUUGAUUUCUUACUACAGAAAUUACAAUGAAUUGAAUACAGAUGCAAUUAUUACAACAGUAACUGAUUCAUCACAAUUUGUUAUACCGUAUACCAUAAAAGAAACUGCUUCAAUGCCAAUUAUCGAUGAUGAAAAAAAUGGCGAUAAUAUUGAUAUUCAAAUGAUACCAUUAAAUGAAUUUGCUCCAUCAACUAUCAAAUUUCAUCGUAAUACAGAUAUUUUUGGAACAAAUGAACAAGAAACUAUAAUUUCCUCCGCUUCAUCCAUUGAGAAAUCAAGUGAGAAUGAGCCAUCAUCAAUUGAUAAUAUUCCAAAAUCAAUAUUUGAUAUGACCGAUUCAUCUGAAGAUGAUUUCAUCAUUGAGAAGACGAAUAUUUUCUCAAUUGAACAAGAUAAUGAUAAUGCUGCUCUGAAUGAUAAUCACUCCGUUAGCACUCAAUCAACAACAAUCACAUCACCAUUCCUGUGGAUGGGUAACAGUGAUAGUUUUGAUAUCGAUGAUAUGAAUGUUGAAAAAGUGAAAGAAUCAAUGAAUCAUUCAAUGCAAUUUAAUCCAUCUCCAUCUUCAACAGAUCAAACUAAAGACUUUGUUAAUAGCACUGCUGAUGAAAUUACAAGCAUCCGAAGUGAUAGUAUUAAUGAGCAUUCUACACAACGAUAUCAUCCAUUAACCGAGAAAUCAUCAUAUUUACAUGAAUAUAUUAGCAGUACAGAUUCUCCUACGACAAUUAUCGAAAUGUCACCAAAAUUUCAAAUGAAUGAUGAAGUUGAAGAAGCAAAAAACAGCGAAAUAUCGGACAAUUUAUUCAGUGAUUCAUCCAUACAAACAUCAUCAAUAGCUCUUGAAAUGGAAGCAAUCAUUGAUAGUAAAGCAAUUUCUGAGACAAGUCCAAGAAUCGAUAAUUCUGGAAAUCAUGACACAAUUCUGCAUGCAAAAUCACAUAUAUCUUCCUUGCCAUUAUCAGAAGAGUCAAAUGAUGUUAUAUAUGAUGAUGCUUACACUUCUACAACAGAUGAUGCAAAUUUUUCGACAGAAACGAUUAACUUACAUUCAAUAAAUUUGGAUUCAAUUACAAGUAGCACAACGAUAGUUCCGUUGGUUUUGUUAAAAGCAUCAACAAUGGAUGAAAUGAUUGUUGCUGAGGCAUUAACAUCAAUGGAAACGAAUGAAAGUACCGGAAGUACCACGGAAUCUCUGACGAGAAAGACUGCAACGUAUUUAGAAACGAGUACCAUUCCGCCAUCAGAUACUAAUGUAUUUACAUCGAUAAAUCUCGACGGAUUUUUCGAAAACGAUUACUAUACGAAUAUGUCGAAUAUACCGCAUAUAACGGAAACUGAAAGUAGCAUAAAACAAAUGGAUAAUGAAGCAUCAAUCUUAGAAGCAUUUCACACUAUUUCAAAUGAUAUAUCAAAUGAUAAAAGUGCAACAAUGACAAGUGAUUCUGAAAUUUCAAAUAUUUUUAUUCAAGAAGACAUAUAUCCCAGCAUCAGUAGUGAUAAGAAUAUGGAAUACUUCACCCCAGGGAAAAGCAAUUCAUUUCUUACCACCGAAUUUUCAACAACAUUGAAAAUCUUACCUGAAGAUGUAAUUAAUUUAUCAGGAAUACUAACCGGCACAGCAAGUGAACAAUUGAUAACAGAUAAUUUUCAAGAAUCUACUUCAAAUGAUUUAUCAUCGUAUGCUGAAACGUCCAGAGUAAUGAAAUUAACAGACUUAUCAGAGAUUGAAAAUAAUCUUUUUGUGGCUUCCAAAUUAUCAACAUUUGCAACAACGGAGUCAUCAGAUGAUGGAACGUUUGGUAAUUUCUUGACAAGAAGAAAUGAUGGAGCAAUCAUUGAUAACGAAUCAUUGGAUAUGCCUUCUACAGCUUUGAUUACUACAACUAUCAGUGAUAAAAUCGUUACCGCAAAUGGUUCUGCAUUUGAAUCACAAAUAUUUCCUGACAAAAAAAUUUUUGAUAUCAGUCUCGAAACUUCCACAAUAUCAAGUUUAGGCACGGAAAAUUUUAUUGAAACUUCAAUUGUUACAGAGGAUGCGAUAAAAGGAAUGCAAACCAGAACAACAAUUACGGAUCACGAAACUAAGCUUACAAGCAGAACAGAAACGAUACAACCAAUGGCUAUUUUCAAUAUAACACUAUCAGCUUUACAAUACAAUGCUAAAUCUUUAUCACAAAAUAAUCGAACAAGCAAUAAUUACAUUUAUCUACUUUUGGAUGAAGUAAGUUAUAAGGAAGAAAUGGAAUCAGAAUCAUUUGAUCCAUCAAAAAUUACUUCUUUCAUCAUAGAUAAUGAACCUAUUUCAUUUGAUGAUUUAGGAAGUGAUACAAAUGAAACAAACAAUGAUUUUUAUUUAGACGAUUCUCUCUCAUCGGUAGAUGAUACAAUGGUGGAAGAGAAGUUUAGAUUAGCAAAUUUAGCACUGGAAAAUAAACAUGAAAUGCAAUCUGAAUCGGAAGCAAUAACUACCAUAUCAACAGUUCUCGAUGGAUCAAUACAAGGAGAUGCUGUCACUGACUGGAUGAAAAAUGCCGAUCGUCAUCAUAAUGUUUUUUCAAUUGAUAGCAAUUCUGCAUCAUAUCAUUUCACGAAAAAUACAAUACCAAUUAGCCCAUUGGAGAAUGUUCAAUUUUCUGUAAUAUCACAUGAUUUUGAAGAAUUGACGAGAGAAUCUGAUGGCAACGCUUUAGAUCAUCAAGAAAGCAUAAAUACAACAGUAUCACAAAUAGAAAAUCUGAUCAAAUUUGAUUCUACUACUCGAACAUUGUAUGAAAAUUUCAAUGAUCCAAUUGCGAUACAUUCGAAAGCAUUGAAUGAUGCUGAAAAUCCGAGUAACACACUACCUUUCAAUGAUAUUUCUAGCACAUCAAGUCCCGAAAUUGAAGAAAUUGCUGCCAGAAAUACGAAUCACAGAAAGAUUGUUCAUCAAACACAGACAAUAUUGCAAGCAGAAAAGCCGACCAUAAAUGAUUCAUCGUUAUCAGUUAUAUCAACGAUUCAAUCAACUUCUACUUUGAAGCCAAUAAUAGCUUUUUCUUCUGAUCAAAUUUUCCGACGUGAAUUAAGUACAAAAUCGGGAAAUUCAUAUUCACAAUCUGAAAUUGAUAAAAAUACCACUGAGGUUAGUAAAAAUGAAAAAUGGCAAAGUGUUACAGAGGAGAAUAAUAAUACUAUUGAUACUUUUCAAACAUCAUUUACUGAUAUAAUAUCCUCAAUAACUGCUGCAAAUUCAUUUAUCCAGCAAAAGGUCAAUAUGGACAAGAAUAAUAUCACUUCAGUUAAUACUGUUAUCUUGAAUGAUAAACAAAAUGAUACCUCUUUUACUGACAACAGUAUCUCUUCAUCAGUUACAUCUACUCUGAAUAAUCUGACUGAAAAUUCUCAUGCUAAUAGAGAAACUUUUCAACCAUUUUCUGGAAUUUUUAAAAAUACUGACUUUUCGUCUAACAGGAGUGAUACUAUCGAUAAUUUCACUAAUUGA
Molecule: messenger RNA, 4236 nt
Organism: Acanthocheilonema viteae
Lineage: Eukaryota; Metazoa; Nematoda; Chromadorea; Rhabditida; Onchocercidae
Source: the annotation of a GenBank genome assembly